AUGGAUGAUACAGACGAGCAAGAGGACCAGGACAUGAUCGACAGCGUGCCACUCCCUGCAUCAGGGCCACAUGUGGCAGAUAAUGUAAGAUCAGAUACACCCAUUGUUCAGGGAGUGUUUUCACGAAAAAUUGUUGCCAAAGCAAGCAAAAAUGUUAGACAAUUAAAACACUUGAAUGACAAUGAAGUUAGUGGUAGUGGUGAGGAUGCCUUGGAGAAAGAUAGAAUGCAUCGAACAAAUUUUCGCAAGAAUAGUUUGUCACGUGUGGCAGUUUCAUCACGAUUUGAUGUCCUUGUCAGUAAUAAUUUGUUCAAGAAACAUCUAGGACAAAAUCAUGAGGAUAUUCUGGAGCGGAUUUAUAAACAACGAGGAGGUGUCUUCAGCAGCGGAAUGCGUAAAGCUUAUUCUAAUAUCGACCUAACUACUAUAGACUUAUCACAAACAUUCAAUAACCCACUUAGUAAUAACGGGAAAUCUGCUUCAUUUUCCACUGCAGAUAAGCAAAACGAAAAUCAGGGAAGCCAAGGUCUGCAUCAAGGCCAUAGUAAAGAUACAGGACAACAAAGACGGAGACGUGUGUCAAUUAGCAGUGGGCAGGAAGUUCAGGGUAUCGUGGAUGAACUUUCUGGCAUGAGGAAACAGGUUACUAUUAAUGGACAAAGAACUCAAACAGUAACAGCUAUUUCUAGUCGAGGCAAAAGACAAAAAUUUAAUGUUCCAAGUUUUUCUGAAUUUAGAAAACAGCGUCAAAUGCGCAUUGCUAGUGGUCAUCAGUAUGCAAAAGAGGCAAAAUCCUUGUUAGAUAACAACCAGAGUGUAGUUCAUCUUCCUGAAGUAUCAUCACAAAGUCUGGCAGAAGCUUCAGUUCUGAUUACUGCAAUGUCCUCUGAAAAUUCAGACCAAGCAGAUCAAUUACAACCAAUCAAUGAGGAUGAACAAAAAAGGUCCCGAAAUGUUGUUGAACAUGUUGAAGGAAAGUCACAGGAGGCUGUUGUUGUUCAAAGUGAGCAUGUUGGUUCAUGUGCUGUUGGAAACGGUGAAAUGGUUAUUGAGACAAAGGAUUCACCUUCAGAUCAAAUGGAGUUAAAACAGGCAACAGAUGUUUCUAGAGAAAAAGGUGAAAUUCUAUCACUAGAGCAAUGUAGUUCAGGGGAAGGUACUCCUAAUAUAAGUGAUUCAAGUAAGGAAGUACAUUCUGUGACAUCAUUAAAUCAGGGUACGAAAAAUGAAGGAGAGUUAACUGAUGUUUCCCUACCUACAAAUUUGGAUUCAAACCCUACUUGUAUGUCAAGUCAACAUAAUUCAGGGGAGAUAACUAUUGUUCCUGUCCCUUCAGAGGAGGAAAAGACUCCUAGUGUGUCAAGUCAACAUAAUUCAGGGGAGGUAACUAUUGUUUCUGACCCUGCUGAGGAGGAAAGGACUCCUAGUGUGUCAAAUCAACAUAAUUCAGGGGAGAUAACUAUUGUUCCUGUCCCUCCAGAGGAGGAAAAGACUCUUAGUGUGACUCCUAGUGUGUCAAAUCAAAAUAAUUCAGGGGAGGUAACUAUAGUUUCUGUUCCUGCUGAGGAGGAAAGGACUCCUAGCGUGUCAUGUCAACAUAAUUCAGGGGAGGUAACUAUUGUUUCUGUCCCUGCUGAGGAGGAAAGGACUCCUAGUGUGUCAAGUCAACAUAAUUCAGGGGAGGUAACUAUUGUUUCUGUCCCUGCUGAGGAGAAAAGGACUCCUAGUGUGUCAAGUCAACAUAAUUCAGGGGAGGUAACUAGUGCUAUACCGACAGAACGAACAAGUGACAGUAACAUACCGAAGGAUGUAGUUCUGGCAUUAAUGGGAAGUUCGAUGGAAACCCAGAUGUCAGAUGAAGUUUUUGAUGAUGACGAUUCAGAGUUGCAGUCUAGUAAAAAACCACCAAUACAUAUAUGCCUUCAAGGCAACACCUCUGAGAAGAGUAACUUUGUAAGGCAUGACCUUGACCUUAAUGAAAGUGACAUGUUAGUGCUAGAGGAUUUAGAUGUCCCAACAGCAAAUCAAAUGUGCAAUAUAGAUACCACUUACGAACCCUUAAGUCUCCCCAAUAGCAUGAAGGAUGCUUGUGAAACAUUGACAUUUAAUUCCCUUGAGCAUGAAACAUCUGUACUUAACAACAAUUUUAUCACUCUAGAAGUUCCCUCUGAGUCAAAUACUGAUGAUAUUGACUUAUCAGACACAAGGUCACAAUGUGAUAGAGAUUGUGGUCUGUUACCUGGGAAAAAAAUAACAGAUGUGGUAAAAAGUCUUUCAGAAACAGUUAACAGUGAGACAUGUGUUCCAGAGACUUCUGAGCCUGGAAAUGUACCUGAGAAACAAGACAGUCUGGACAACUGUCCAGAGGGUGGAAAUGGAAGUGAAGUGUUGGCAAGUGAGGUAAACAAUGACCAACAAACAAACAGCACUGGUGAGAUAAGUGAGAGAGGGAAUCAACAUAGAACAGAGACUACAUAUUGUACCAAAUCACUUAGUCCUGAAAAACCGAAAAUUCUCCCUCGAACACCAAAGAAUCAAGCAAAACCUGAUAUUGCUCCUCGACCUGUUCCAAGGUCAAGGCCAGUCAAUGAUCCCUCAAGGUCACAAGUUGUUCAGACUGGUAUAAGGCCACGGAAACGAAAACUGCCAACACGUCCACCGAGGGUCUCCCGGAGGAAAAGUGAGACGUGCAAUCUCAAAACUUUAGUAACAGAAAACUCCCCUGCUUUGCAGACCUCGCGGUCUCUUGAUAGUGAAGAACUGUCACAAGUAAAGGGAAUUGUAUCAGAAGUGAUUAAAUCUAGUCCUGGAAUGAAUGACAUUGAAAAUUCUGAAACCUCUACCUUCCCACCUCCCACUGAUGCCUCUACUCCACCUCUACCCUCUAGCCCCCCACCCACUGACCUGCCUACACCACCUUUGCCCUCUAACCCACCUCCCACACUCCUUAAACUGUCUGACAGGGAAUCUCCUUUGCUCUAUGUGCAAUCUGAUGAUUCCAAGGAGCCAAUAAAUUCUCUAGUAAUGAAAUCAUUCGAUGAAAAGAUUCCAUUUUUACCUGAGUCAUUAAAUGAAACAGGUCCAUUUAAUGUCCUUCAUCUCCCUACAUCUGACAAUAAUAGUCCCAGUGAUGAUGGCACUUUUUAUUUCCCAGAAAAUCCAAAGCAAUUUUCAUCAUUGGUAUCAGCUGAUGUCCAGUGUGAGGAAUCAAUUUUUGUUUUUCCGGAACCAAUGUUGAACUCUCCACUCUCAGACCAAGAGGAACCAACAACACCAGGCUCAGUGAACCAAAGUGAUCAGACCUUCUUGUCCACAUCAGAAUCAGUUACAUCUGACACAAGUAACAAGCCAGCAUCAUGGCUUCCAUCCAGUACAGAUGAUAUCUAUAAAUCUUGUGACAGUGUUCACCAACAGCCGGAAAGUGAAACAGAUUUUGAUUUAAGUGGCACCACAUUUGAUCCUACAAAGAAUCUGAAUGUUUACCGAUCAUCAUCAGACGUGUCCAACAGUACCCCGGAGGCACUACAGAAACGCCGGGAACGCAAGGAGAGGCCAUAUAAAAGUGAUCCAUUUGCAGGAGGCAAGCGACCAUCCCCUGGACAAUUCAUUAGACGUCAACGAGGUUUACCGUCGGAUGAUGGGUUCACUGAAGAUUGGAUUGAUGAAAUGGAUGAAGCAGAGGCUGUUACACUGGCCGAAACAGAAGCUGACAGAAAGCGACGGAUCAGAAUGAGUGUGAUUAGUGAUGCCAGCACAGAUAGUGGGGUCAUAGGUCAAGAUGGUCAAGAUGGGUUGCAAGAAGCACCACCAAGCCCAACAGGAAGUAGUGGUUCCUAUGGUUUCACCACCAAAGGGGGAGAUAAAUCUGGUUUCUCCAUAAUGGACCCCAACAGAGAUGAAGAAAAUGUUGAGACCAGCAUCACUGUUGGCAACAAAGAAGCAAAGAAGACGGAGAGAAAGGACAUUAUCAUUGAAAUCAGAGACACAGAGAAAAGUUAUGGACGUGACUUACACAUACUUAAAGAUCAUUUCUAUAAACCCAUGAAAACAAAUGGACUUCUAAGCUCAGACCAAGUUGAAGCUAUCUUUCUCAACUUGGAGCAACUCAUCAACACAAACGCUCAAUUCACAGCCAGACUGGACACUGCCCUACAAGAUGCUGUAACUAAUGGAGACCAUGGUUUUGUGACAAUAUCCAUAGGCAAUUUGUUUCUUAAAUCUACUGACCUGAUGAUGGCCUUCGAGAGCUAUUGCGUCAAUCAGAGUCAUGCAGGCAAUUUGUUAGAACAACUGGAGAAAGAGAAGGAGCUAUUGAGGAUAUUUUUACAGGCCUCACAGGAUGAUAAUGGGGCAUUGCGACGGAUGCCUCUUAAAUCUUUCCUCAUCCUUCCUGUACAGCGAAUAAUGAGGUACCCAUUAUUAUUAGAACGUCUCCACAAGUAUACGUCUUGCGAAAACCCCGACAAAGAGGCCAUUUCACUAGCUAAAGCAAAGCUGGAGGAAAUACUUGCCCAUAUCAAUGCGAAAACACAAAAAAGUAGUGGAUCCAUGAAGAUGAAGAAGAAGGUGGCUGACUUAUUGCUACAGAGGCAGGCUCACUCGAUGGAAAAAGCUGAACUGAACCGAGCAGCCAUUGAUAUUCUCGGUUGGAACAAGAAGGAUGUUUGUGACAUCACCACCUGUCGUUUACAGGUUGCCUUAGCAACUGAUCAUAACUGGGCCACAAAACGUCUCCGACUCAAGUUUUCUACAGUUCAAGGAAUCCUUCUAACCCUUGGAAAGGGGGAGCGUCACAGGUCUGAAGAAGAUGGUCUCCUGUUUCCCCGUAAAACUCAAGUCAUUCAAGCUGCCGUGGUGUUACUCAAGGAGAAAAAUGGCAAAUACCAGACUCUCAGAGAGCCAUUCAUGCUGAACCGAUGUAUAGUGAACCAUGACCCUGACUCUGAUGAUAUGUUUGAAGUGUUUGAGAACAACAAAGAACCCUUUGUGUUUAAGGGUGAUGACAAUGAAGUGAAACCAUGGUUAAUGAACAUGAAGCAGCAGACUUUAGACUUAGGGACAUGGAGGAAAAGAAGGAAUGCACUUCCUAACAUCAUGAUCAAACAUUUGGUGUGA
Ylistrum balloti is the source of this 5115-nucleotide messenger RNA. Its product is annotated as mucin-17-like. Bases 1 to 5115 code for a protein of 1704 amino acids. Gene Ontology annotation, molecular function: guanyl-nucleotide exchange factor activity. The transcript is spliced from 17 exons. Lineage: Eukaryota; Metazoa; Mollusca; Bivalvia; Pectinida; Pectinidae. Gene Ontology annotation, biological process: positive regulation of Rho protein signal transduction. The record is from RefSeq and is a predicted model, not a curated record.